AUGUACAAGAAAUGUUUAAUUGGAAUAAUUAUUAUGCAAUCAUUGAUUUCUACUUAUGCUCAGUUUCAAGAUCAUGUAAUACUUUGGGAUGCUAAUAACUGGAGAUUUAAAGAAGGUCAAAAUGAAAUCAACGUCAAUGAAGGUGAUAAUUUGAUUUUUAUCUGUCCACCAAAUCGAACAUUUUCCCAAUCACUUUAUUGGACAAAUGAUUCACGAGUAACAAUAAAAUGCAAUCAAACUUUACCAAUUAAAGUAAUUAAACUUUUAGAUUGUUUCGGUGAUAAUUAUGCAACGGAAUUUAUACUUAAAAUUAGUAGAUUUCAUGAAAUUUCAUCACUUCCAGUUUUUCAUCAUGAAUUACCUAUUUAUUUUGUAGCUCAAUCGGUUAUUUGUCAAAACAGUAACUUCCGACUAAGUGUUAAACUGGCGUCAACACAUAGGACCACAAGCACAGAUAACGUUUCCAAUGGUUCCGCAUCAUAUAUCAAAAAGUCUAACUUGACAGAUCAUUAUGAAAAAUCUACUACCUCAAAUAAAUCAUCCUAUUUUCAUAUUAAACGGAAAAUUACAAAAUUUGUCUCUAAUAUCUCUUCGACUUCACAUAUAAAUCAUGAGUUUACUAGUACAGAGCAAACAACCUGGAAGGAAUAUCGUUUUCUUAUUUUACCAGCAACAUUAGCUUUUUUUACAUUAAUUGGAAUGCAAAUUGUUUUUUGUAGUUUUUGGUUACCUAUUUCAGUGAUCAAUAAAUUCUUUAAACAUUUUCGACAAUGUAAACGCUUACAAAAAUUAAAAUCACAAUCUAAUCAGAAAAUCAAACAAAAUGAAACAAAAACAUUGAUAGUUUGCAAAGAAAAUUAUAAAAAUUCAAAUCAAAGUUUAUGUUGGAGUAUACCGAAUCAAACAUCAGUAAAUUCUUGUACAAUAUAUCCAAUGAACAAGUCAUUCUCUAAUUGUAAUCAAUCAAUUACUUCUUAUAAUCAAUCAAAUGAUUGUAAAUUAUUAAAUCAAAGUUAUCAAACUAAUUGUCAUGAUGAAAAUUAUCAAUUUCAUUUGUUAAUACCUGAGAAAUCAUUAAUAGAUCAUUAUGAUUAUUUUAAUCAAGCAAAUUUAUAUGAAAAUUCAAAUAUAUUAUGUAAUUGUAACUAUCAUCAGCAUCAACAAAUUAUUAUGAAAUUUAAUAAAAAUCAUACAAAUAUUUUACCAAUUUUUAUUUCAUCUAAUAUGAAAUUACAUGAAAGUUUUACAACGAAUUAA
Messenger RNA from Schistosoma spindalis, 1257 nucleotides. NCBI's taxonomy places the organism in Eukaryota, Metazoa, Platyhelminthes, Trematoda, Strigeidida, Schistosomatidae. The record is from the annotation of a GenBank genome assembly.